This is a messenger RNA of Aspergillus pseudoviridinutans, 1161 nucleotides long. RefSeq names its product Gfo/Idh/MocA family protein. The coding region runs from base 1 to 1161 and encodes 386 amino acids. NCBI's taxonomy places the organism in Eukaryota, Fungi, Ascomycota, Eurotiomycetes, Eurotiales, Aspergillaceae. The record is from RefSeq and is a predicted model, not a curated record. Gene Ontology annotation, molecular function: nucleotide binding. The transcript is spliced from 4 exons.
AUGGCUCCGUACAAUAUCCGGUGGGGUAUUAUGGCCACGGGCUGGAUUGCAGAUAUCUUUGUAAGAGACCUUCUGCGCGACCCCAACCUCCGAGACGCAUCUGACGUCUCUCACACCGUCGCUGCUGUUGCCUCCUCUUCAGCCAAGGACCGGGCGGAGAAAUUCAUUGCUGAUACGGGCAUUCCGGCGCCUUGUGUUGCGUACGGCUCGUAUGAGGAGCUCGUGGCCGAUGCUAACGUAGACGUGGUGUACGUCGCGACGCCGCACUCGCACCAUUUCCAGAAUGUGAUGCUUGCACUGGAAGCGGGCAAGAAUGUUCUCUGUGAGAAAGCUUUCACCGUCAAUGCGGCGCAGGCCAAGAUCCUGUGCGAGACGGCGAAGAAGAAGAACCUUUUCCUGAUGGAAGCCGUGUGGACCCGGUACUUCCCUCUCAGUGUGCAGGUCCGAGACCUCAUCAAGCAGGGAGCCAUUGGCGAAGUCCUCCGAGUGGUUGCCGACAACAGCUUCGGGGAUAAUGUCGAGGAGCGAUGGGGCACUCAGCAUCGGAUGGUGAACAAGGAUCUCGCUGGUGGCUGCUUGCUGGAUCUGGGCAUCUACUCCUUGACCUGGGUCUUCCAGACCAUGUACCACACACUUCCCCGGGAGCAGCGCAAAGCUCCUUCGGCCAUCUCAGCGCACAUGUCUCUCUACCACCUGACGGGUGCCGACGAGGCCACUACGAUCCUUCUCACGUUCCCGACGACCACCCCAACUAACAACGCCCAGCCCGGUCAAUCCCAGGCAGUCGCCUUGACCCAUCUGCGGGUCGCGACCGAUCCAGAUGAGCAGGGCACCGCUGGUCCCUCGAUCCGCAUCCAAGGGACCAAGGGCGAGAUUCAGGUCUUUGGCCCCGCCUUCCGGCCUGAGCGAUACCGUCUAAUCCCCAAAAAGGGACUUGGCGAGAUCAAGGAGGUGCAGUGCCCGUUCCCGGCGGAUGGGAAGGGCAUGUACUGGGAGGCCGACGAGGUGGCGCGGUGCUUGCGCGAUGGAAAGCUCGAGAGCGAUGGGCUGCCUUGGGAAGAGAGCAUUGUCAUCAUGGAGGUCAUGGACGAGGUUAGGCGGCAGGGUGGAUUGACCUAUCCGGAGGAGAUCGAGUCCACCGUCUACCCUACCCGGCUGUAA